GUUGAGUGGCUUAAAUUAUAUCAGGAAGAAAAGCGCUUCUUGAGGAGGCCAAAAUUAGAUCAUGUUAUUGUAAUAUUCAAGUACGAUGAAGGUACAAGAGGUUAAAGAAAGAAUACUCAGCAUUUUUUGUAGGAUGUUGAGUGUUUUUUUUAUCAUAACAGGUCCCGGAUAAGCAAAAAAAUUGAUCAUCUUUUUUAAACAAAAUUUAAAAGUUAAAUAUCUAGUUGGGAAGUGAAAUGAUAAAAACAGGAACUGAGUUAAAAGCAGAAGACAAGUGAUAAUCAAAACAAAGCAUAGGGUGCCUUUAUCAUCUACUAAAAAAUGUAUGCGAACGACAUAAAGAAAAGUCUUUGUCAAAGAGCACACAAUGGAAACCGCUAAGCUAAGAAGACCUUACAUGUUUUUUUUUAUAAAAUUUCUUUUGAAAAAUAAAAAUUUAUUCCCCAAAUCCACUUGCUUAAAAAAUAGUAAUAACUGAAAUUCUCCCCCGGACACAUUAAAACAUUUAAUAAAACAUUGCAACGUUAUAUUAUUAGUACAGACGCUUGUGAUUGUUCUAUGCUAUUAGUCGCCUAAAAGAAGAACCCCCGUUCAUAGUAGUUGCCCUCAUGUUAACAGCUGUGGUCUGGUAUCUGUAUUUUUAAUGAAAAAUAGGAGUAGCUAAUGGUGAGCGACUGGGGGGCGCCUAGCAGUAAGAAAUAACGUUAUGCAUUUCGCUUGGCAUAAUUUGAUCAGAAAAACGCUUUCUUAGAAAUAACCCCUUGUCAAGUAAAACAAUUUAUUAGUUACAGAAAAAACAAUGGCCCGAGGAUUUCGAGAAUAAUAAAAGAAAAAAAAGAUUAAUAAGAGGAAGCGAUAAAACGGGAAAUGUGUGUCACAAGACGUCACAGACCAUCAGGGUUUUCAAAGCAUUAUAUAUGCUAAUGGUCACUUAAAUAAGUUUAGAUUGACUUGUUUGGAUCAAUCUCGUUGAGGGCUUUGACGUCAUCGCCGCAAACAAUCGCUUUAAGUUAAAAACAUCUUUUUAUAGCGCCGUGAAUACUGAUGAUAUAACAUGGUUAUUAAAUUUAAAAGACAGCAUAGGAAAUACGAUAUGGAUAUUUGCCAGGGAGAGCCUUAAAGCGGUAAGGACUAGACAGGCAAAUCAAUCACCAAACAAUCAUCCUGAGACUCGCGUAUACAUCGCGUCCCCUUGACAGUGUUAGUACGCUUGUGUUUGCCGUGAGCUGCGGUGUAAUGUUAUGAAUUCUUCAAAUGGAACAUCCACUGGACACGAGACAUGUUUGGAUGAUGACUCUAGCACGGCUAAAAUCGUCCAGACAAUAGCUUACUGCGUGAUGGUGGUUCUCGCUCUUGGGGGAAACAUCCUUCUUGUCAGUGUUGUUUGGACGCAACGGAAAUUACGAACUACAACAAAUUUCCUUAUCUCAAACAUGGCGUUGAGCGAUUUACUCGUCCCGGUCCUAGCUAUGCCGAGGACUAUCGUGGAAAUCCACUACGGGUUUCGUCGCUGGCUGGUGACAGGAACUGCUGGACUUGCCCUUUGCAAGCUCGUGUACUUCUUUCAGGAUGUUUCAAUGGCCGUGUCUGUGUUAAGUCUUUCAUUCAUUACAAUCGAGAGGUUUUAUGCGGUGGUCUUCCCGCGUGUCAAGACUCCAAUUCGUGGUCGCGCGCGAGGUGUAAUUCUCUCUAUUUGGAUCUGUGCGAUGGCGAUGCAUAGCCCGUAUUUCUACACGUUCAGACUCGUUGAGUACCAGCAAAUGUCGUAUUGCGUGCUUGUAUGGCCGCACAAUGCACUUUUGGCGUCUAGAGCAUUUUUCCUCACCAUGAUAAUCAUCCUCUAUUUUAUUCCUCUGACGCUUAUUACCGUUCUCCAGUGGGUUAUAGUCCGAAGAAUUCGUAAUCAGCUUCUGCCAAAAUUCACCUCCUCUUUUCGACACCGGAAACGCGCAAAGCGGAACUCUGACAUCGUUAGGUUCACCCUAGCUGUUAUCGUUUUAUUCUUUUUGUGCUGGUCUCCGACGGUUGUUUUCUCGUUCCUGGUUUUAUUCGGACCGCCGGGGUUAUGCAUGAAGCACUUUCGAUUCACGUCGCAAUUUCUCGUCCAAUCGAACAGCGCCAUGAAUUUCUUUAUUUAUUUCAUCUACAAUGAAUCAUACAGGUCGAUUAUUCGUGAAUUGUUUUGCGAUAAAGGUAAUGUAUUUUCUAGACCACUGAGGUUAUUCUCUAGGGCUCGUAGGAUGUGCUCAUGGAACCCCUCCGAUAAUCCAUCAGCUGUCGUCAUAGACAAGGUGCGUGACACGUUGCGUGACAAUGAAUCGAAUAGAGCCAAUCAGGUGACGUUGACGAAGGCUCACAUGGCUAGUUUCGAUUCGGAUUCUAGUUUGAAAGUCACGCAAUAUCAUUCCUCUCUUCCGCGUUCCAUGAGGUCUAGUGGAAGCUCCAAUGGUCACGCAAGUCGGAGCAAUGUCACGCGAAAGGCGAAUGGCAGUGGAACCAGAGGCCAGUUGUCAGGUCACAACCAGGCUUUUGACCGAAGUGUCACGGUCAAGGAUGACGCAGUUACCACAAAUUUAAAUGACGUCACGGUAUAUGAGAACUAAAUCAUCUGUAGCAAAGAGGUAGUAGAGCCUUAAUGACGUCACGGUACAUGAAAACUACGUCACAUCUGACAAAGAGGUAGUAGAGCCUUAAUGACGUCACGGUAUAUGAAAACUACGUCACAUCUGACAAAGAGGUAGUAGAGCCUUAAUGACGUCACGGUAUAUGAAAACUACGUCACAUCUGACAAAGAGGUAGUAGAGCCUUAAUGACGUCACGGUAUAUGAAAACUACGUCACAUCUGACAGAGGUAGUAGAGCCUUAAUGACGUCACGGUAUAUGAAAACUACGUCACAUCUAACAAAGAAGUAGAAAGCCAUAAUGACGUCACGGUAUAUGAAAACUACGUCACAUCUAACAAAGAAGUAGAAAGCCAUAAUGACGUCACGAUAUAUGAAAACUACCUCACAUCUAACAAAGAGGUAGUAAAGCCUGAUUAUGUAUAUGAAAACUGCCGUCGUGUAUUUUUUUUUCUUUAAAUUCUAUUUUUUUUUUUACUUUAAUAAAAGGAUCAAUAAAAGAUAGGGAACAUCUGGAA
Nematostella vectensis (starlet sea anemone) is the source of this 3139-nucleotide messenger RNA. Its product is annotated as QRFP-like peptide receptor. Gene Ontology annotation, biological process: G protein-coupled receptor signaling pathway. Gene Ontology annotation, cellular component: membrane. Lineage: Eukaryota; Metazoa; Cnidaria; Anthozoa; Actiniaria; Edwardsiidae. The transcript has a single exon. The record is from RefSeq and is a predicted model, not a curated record. The coding region runs from base 1242 to 2603 and encodes 453 amino acids. Gene Ontology annotation, molecular function: G protein-coupled receptor activity.